GAUAAGAGAAUGAGAAUAUGAUUGGAGAUGGUUUUAGAGGGCGAGUCAGAGAGCGCCCAUCGCUUCUUUCUUCGUUUCUCCUCCUCGCUAAAUCGAGGGUUAAAUCGCUGCAGCCUGCAGGGAAAAGCGAGCAAGUGAAGGCCACAAGAAGCAGCACAGCUGAGAGAGACGGAGUCAGAUCGUACCUCUCUGUUUCUGUGUGCUUGUGUGAGAGAGAGGGUGGAGAUGACGGGGAGGCGGCGGCUUCUGCUUGCUCUCUUGGGACUCUUGCAGCUCUUUCGUCUUCCUCCCGCAGCGCCGCAGUCCUUCGUCGGCAUCAACUACGGCAACGUGGCCGACAACCUCCCGCCGCCGUCGGCCACCGCGCGCCUCCUGCAGUCCACGACCAUCUCCAAGGUGCGCCUCUACGGGACCGACCCGACCAUCGUCUCCGCUUUAGCCGGCACGGGCAUCUCCCUCCUCCUCGGCGCCGCCAACGGCGACAUCGCCAACCUCGCGUCCUCGCCCGCCGCGGCCGCCGCCUGGGUCGCCGCGCACCUCCCGGCUUCCGCCUCGGGGCCGUCCAUCACCGCCGUCUCCGUCGGCAACGAGGUCCUCUUUGGCGAUGCCACGCUCGGCUCGCAGCUCGUCCCGGCCAUGCAGAACCUGUACGACGCGAUGCCGCCCAACUCCAGCAUCAAGGUCUCCACCGUGAACGCCAUGGACGUGCUCGCGCAAUCUGAUCCUCCGUCCUCCGGCGCGUUCAAGCCGGAGCUCGCCUCGGCGCUCGACCCGCUUCUGGCCUUCCUGAGCAAGACCGGCUCGCCGUUCCUGAUCAACCCCUACCCGUACUUCGCGUACGUCAGCGACCCGCGCCCGGAGACGCUGGCCUUCUGCCUGUUCCAGCCCAACGCCGGGCGGCCGGACGCCGGGUCCGGGCUCACGUACACCAACAUGUUCGACGCGCAGCUGGACGCCGUGCGCGCGGCGCUGGACGCCAAGGGGUACAAGGACGUGGAGAUCGUCGUGGCCGAGACUGGGUGGCCGCACAAGGGCGACCCCGACGAGUCCGGCGCCACGGUGGAGAACGCGCGCGCGUUCGUGUCCGGCCUCGUGUCCCACCUCCGGUCCUUGGCCGGCACGCCGCGCGUGCCCGGCAAGUCCGUGGACACGUACAUAUUCGCCAUGUACGACGAGGACCUCAAGCCCGGCAAGGCGUCGGAGCGGUACUUCGGGCUGUUCCAGACCAACCUCACCGAGACGUACCCGACGGGGCUGCUCAGGAACGGCACGGCUGGGUUGGGGCCGGCCAUGGCGCCGGCUCCAUCGCCGACGCCAGCGCAAAUGCCAACGCCAGGGCAGCAGCCACAGGUGACUCCGGCGCAGCCAGGCUCGACGGCAGCGGCAGGGCCUUCCGGUCUGUGCACGCCGGGGACGGCGAGGGGGACCGCCGCCGGCUGCUCUCUUCCUAGUGCCGCUGAAUCGUCUCGCCCUUUGGCAGUGCUCCCUAUGAUUCCUGGUUUCUGGUUCAUAGCUUUGCAGAUUUUAACAUGGCCUUUUUCUUUAUACUUUUUCUAGCCAAUUCAUUGUGGCGCCUUUUAUUUUUUAUUAUUUUUGCGUGGCGCAAUUUGUAUUCCUGGUGGCUGGUGCGUCGUACUCCCGUCUUGUAUCUCGUCAAGAAAUGAGCAUAAUUCCCAUGGUUUCAUGGCUGGAAAUUUGAUCA
Phragmites australis (common reed) is the source of this 1702-nucleotide messenger RNA. RefSeq names its product glucan endo-1,3-beta-glucosidase 7-like. Gene Ontology annotation, cellular component: plasma membrane. The transcript has 3 exons. Gene Ontology annotation, molecular function: hydrolase activity, hydrolyzing O-glycosyl compounds. Lineage: Eukaryota; Viridiplantae; Streptophyta; Magnoliopsida; Poales; Poaceae. The record is from RefSeq and is a predicted model, not a curated record. Gene Ontology annotation, biological process: carbohydrate metabolic process. Bases 226 to 1557 code for a protein of 443 amino acids.